GACCCAUAAACAUGUCUUGUGAGAGGACAGGCCUCUCGGAGCUGCGAUCAGAGCUCUACUUCCUCAUCGCCCAGUUCCUGGAAGAUGGACCCUGUCAGCCGGAGGCCCAGGUGCUGAUCCGGGAGGUGGCCCGAGAAGGAGCUGCUGCUCCACCACACCGACUGGGCCGGGAAGGAGCAUCCCAGGACCUACCAGAAUCUGGCUUAUUCCCACACAUCCUUUUGGUCUCAUCUUUUGUACUGCUUCGUCUGCAAAGCAUUCCUGGACUUCCCAAGUCUGGCUCAGAUACUCCUGGGCAGAGUUCCCAACACCUCAUGUGCUGAGAGCCAGACUCCAGAAUGUGGUGCCCAUCCCAAAGUAUUGCUACUCGUGGUCUCCUGGCUAGAACACUGUCCAGCGACUAGGAUGGCCCUGUUACCUCAUUACUCUCUCAUAUCAUCAUCCUGAUCCACAAUUCCACUAACUGGUGAGUUAAAAACUUUUGUCUGUGAGUGCUUGUAUCUUCCUAGCCUUAACUCUUUUUUUUUUUGUUUUUGUGAGGAAGAUGAGUCCUGAGCUAACAUCCGAUGCUGAUCCUCCUCUUUUUUGCCGAGGAACAUUGGCCCUGAGCUAACAUCUGUGCCCAUCUUCCUCUACUUUAUAUGGGACGCCACCACAGCAUGGCAUGACAAGCAGUGCCUCGAUGUGCGCCUGGGAUCGGAACCUGCGAACCCUGGACCACGAAAGCGGAGCGCAUUCACUUAACCACUUGCAUCACCAAGCCGGCCCCCCCUAGCCUUAACUCUUUAUUGACUGAUGGAAUCACAGAAUUUGAGGUAUUCUCACCCAUGCACCAUAUAGUAUUGAAGUACAUGGAUUGAACAAAAUGGUUGGAAAACCUCUACGUGGGACCCCAGGAUAUGCAAAAGUAAAUACUAAUAUUAAUAAUUUAAUAAUAAUAGCUAUCAUUUAAUGACUGUUUACUAUAUGACAGGCACUGGGCUAAGGAAACAAAUGUAACUUAGCACUUUUAAUCCUCAGAACUGCCGUCUGAGUUAAGUACCUUCCACAGAGGGAGAAGAGUGUGCAAUGUUAAGAACUAGCUCCAAUUGUUAGCUGUGUGACCUCAAGCAAAGUAUUCCUCAGCUAUAAAAUGGGGAUAAGGUACUAUAUGCCUUGUAAAUUUUGUGUGUGUGAAGAUUAAAUGAGACAGUGGUUGUAAACUGGUAUUAAACAUUUGUUUAAUGUUAGCUUUUAGAGUUACUGUUGUAAGCUUUAAAUGUGCAUUACUUAAUAGAGGUCUGAUGAAUAUUUAGUUUCAUUUUCUUUUUGUUUUCCCAUGUUUUUAUAUCAUUCUUUAAUGAACCUGGGAAGUUUCUGGCUUGAUGUAUGCCUACUUACAAUUUACCAGAAAAGGAGCCUUGUGUAUGCUUCCAACAGUUCCCCAACCCAUAAAGCCAAAAGGAAAUAUAAACAAUCCAGUUGAAAGAAAUGUGUGAGCUGAUAAGACUGUUUACAGCACAGUGUGAAAAGGAGUGAAAGCAUCUUGCUGUUUUCCCUUUAAUGCUUGUUUGGGGCAUAUAUAUAUAUCUUAAUAGAGUCAAACACACUACAUAGUAAAUUUUUUUAGGCUUAAAAAAUUUAAUAGCCUGUCUAAAUUAUCCCAUUUUAUUUAAAAUAAAUUCAUUAUCAUUUUAAAUAUUGACUGAUAGUCCAUCAGAAUUCUCUUAUUGACAGUUAUUGUCAAUUUCGUUAAACCCAGAAAUAAAUUGUUUUGUUAAGACACCUUUAUCCAAAUUUUAGAUUAUUGAGGAUAUGACUCCGUUGCAUUUUUUCUCCUUUAUGGAGAUGAUUAUGUGGGGUUUUUUUUUUCCUCUUUUGUCUUAUUACUAUGGUGAAUUUUAUUAAAAGAUUUGCUCAUACUGGACUAUCUUUGCAUUUCUAGUAUUUCUCACUUUGUCAUAUUCUAUUAUUAUUUUCAUGUGGUAUUGGGUGCUGUUAAAAGAAAACUUCCCACAGACAAUUUACUGAUCUAGCAAUUCAUGAAUCCAGUGGCAUCCAAUCUAGCAGAUAGAAAGGCGCUCCAAAGAGGUGUACAAGGCAAGAGAUUUUUAUAGACCAAAGUGAGCAGGAACAGGGAGGCCGUACUGGGCAUUUGCCAGGUGGUUAAAGCAAGGUUGCUUUCCUUAUAUGAAGCAAAGGGAAGUCUUAGAGCCGGGUCUGGUAACUUGUGCUGAGCAGGCAAAUGCUGAUUGGUUGACCUAGGCCUCUUUUUCUGGGAGAGCCAUGCAUAGAAACUUAGUUAAAUUUUAGUUCACUGACAUGGGGCUUAGCAUGAGCAACUCCAUCUUGGGCCUAAUCUGGUUACUUUAACAGUGCCAUUGCAUCAAUAUUCAUAAGUGAGAUUGGUCUAUAGUUUCCCUUUUAGAGAUGAUUUAGUCAAUUUGUGUUUUUGGAUUUUUUAAUGAAAUAGCUCUGUCAGUUUUGAUCUGUCUUAGAACUCAGACUUGAAUCUAGUAUGGCCUCAGAUGAAUGAACUGGCUGAAUGACAGACCCUAUCCUAUGAUAGGUGGGGAAAAUGUACUUCAGUGAAAAACUAUGGGCCGGCCCUGUGGCUUAGUGGUUAAGUGCGCACGCUCUGGUGCUGGCAGCCCCGGUUCGGAUCCUGGGCGCGCACCGACGCACUGCUUCUCCGGCCAUGCUGAGGCCACAUCCCACGUACAGCAACUAGAAGGAUGUGCAGCUAUGACAUACAACUAUCUACUGGGGCUUUGGGGUGAAAAUAAAUAAAUAAAUAAAUAAAUAAAUAAAUAAAUAAAUAAAUAAGAAAAACUAUGCAUUGCUGAGAUCAUACUCCUCCAGUCUCAUCUUUCAUUGUUUUCUAGUCUUUCAUUGUUUUUGAGCUACUUUGGAAGACAACUGAUAGCAAUGCAAAAUACUGAUUGUCUCUAGACGUGUGUAUUUUGCCCCAUUCAGUUGACAUCCCUCCUCCUGUUACUUCUUGCCCGAUGCGCAUAAAGAGCCCAUUAUUACGGCAUCAGCUUUUGGGAAAAGGAAACAGCUUUAUAGCAGGAUCAAUCUGCAAGGAGACAAGAGGCAUAUGCUCUCAGAUCUGGCUCCCUGAUCCAGGGAUUGGGGCAAAAUUUAUGGGAUGAAGGGCAGGGUGGUCUGAAGUGUGGAAAUAGAUGAUUGGAGAUAAGGAGAAGUGAGGUAAUUAAUGAUCUCCACAAGCGUAGUCAAGCUUCAUGCCUCUUCAUAGGACACAUUCACAAAACGGUGGUGUUUGUAUGAUCCGAGAGUGGAGUUUUCAGCCCCUUGACAUCAAAAAGGUCACUUAUAGAGCAUUUGCACAGUCCCAGUUGAUAGGUUGGUAGUCUGAACUGGCCUGAACUGGACAAGAGGGGACUCGCAGUUCCUGAAAGACGACUCUUAGUUACUCUGUUGAUAGUUGAACUGGUCCUAGUAGGCCCACGGUUACACUCUCUGAAGGCCAGUUUUAUCUACUUUUGCACAUUCAUUUUAAUAUUCUUGAUCUUAUUUUAGAUGUUCCCUAGUACUGAUUGUAACACCUCCCUAAUUUCCUCACUAACCAGUUAAAUAAAAUCUUUAACA
Molecule: messenger RNA, 3591 nt
Organism: Diceros bicornis minor
Lineage: Eukaryota; Metazoa; Chordata; Mammalia; Perissodactyla; Rhinocerotidae
Product: bromodomain and WD repeat-containing protein 3-like
Exons: 3
Coding region: 12-323 (103 amino acids)
Source: RefSeq, a predicted model, not a curated record